Morchella importuna is the source of this 483-nucleotide messenger RNA. RefSeq lists its product as uncharacterized. Gene Ontology annotation, cellular component: phagophore assembly site. The transcript is spliced from 5 exons. Gene Ontology annotation, biological process: autophagosome assembly; autophagy. Bases 1 to 483 code for a protein of 160 amino acids. NCBI's taxonomy places the organism in Eukaryota, Fungi, Ascomycota, Pezizomycetes, Pezizales, Morchellaceae. The record is from RefSeq and is a predicted model, not a curated record.
AUGGAACGGCCGCCCGUCUUCUCACUGGAGGUUCUCGCCGACCGGGCGCUCGUGAAGGAUAUCGUAAAAGGUGUCAUCUCUACCAUAUUCUUCCAUCGUUUCUUCCCCACGGUUCGUCCGAAAACUCGAGACCUGCUCGACCUUACAUUGCCUGCAGUGGACGACCCCGAACUUGAGGAGCUCAUAGAUGAGCGCACGAACGUGCUCAUCAAGGCCAUAGAAGCCUCUACUAGUACUGGAUCAAAGCCUCAUCGGGGACAAAUAGCAGUCGAGUUCUACGAGAGAAGACCAAAGAAAGCAUGGUUUUCCAAGGCAGAGGAGAAAGUUUGUUGGGAACAGUGGGUGCUCAAUGUCACACUAGUUACUAUUAAGACCGACUCUGACCGCGCGAGGGCCCGAGCGUCACUUGAACACCAACUCCAGAAAGCGGUACUCGAGAUCAUUACCACGGCUAGUCUACGGAAGGACCAUAUCCCCCAAUAA